Messenger RNA from Linepithema humile (Argentine ant), 1567 nucleotides. Its product is annotated as deleted in lung and esophageal cancer protein 1 homolog. Gene Ontology annotation, molecular function: tubulin binding. Gene Ontology annotation, biological process: negative regulation of cell population proliferation. NCBI's taxonomy places the organism in Eukaryota, Metazoa, Arthropoda, Insecta, Hymenoptera, Formicidae. The record is from RefSeq and is a predicted model, not a curated record. Gene Ontology annotation, cellular component: cilium; cytoplasm.
AAGCAUGCUGUUUAUACAUUGUGAAAUAACAUCUGUGAAAUCUAUUUGCGACUCCUGCAAUGAAAUGAACGUGAUUCCAAUUUUUUUCUUCUUUUUUUUUUUUAUAGCGUUAAAGGGCAGAAAAUGUGACGUACUACAUAUCGACAAUGUUUUAUUUCUGUUUCGUAUAUUUAGAAUACGCUAGAAUAUAAAUGUUUUUUCAUAAGUUUGUAUUUACUUCCCAAGUUUGUUGUAUAAUCCAAUUAAUAUCGCUUUUAAUCUGUAAUAAAUGUAAAACUAUAACUUUUUACAAGUCAGUCUAUUUGCGAAGUAUCAUCCUGUGUGAAAAAUCCCGUUCGAAGCGUCGGCACACGUAAUCCCCAUGAUAAAAUUUCGUACCGGGUAUUUAAAGCUUAUCAUUUCAUCAAUUCAAUAGCUUCAGUAUACAGGAAAUCAUAAUGCAUUCAUAUUCAAUGCAUAUGUAAUUAAUUGAAAAUAUGCAGCGAAGCCAGAGCGAUAAGCUAUAUGUCAUUUAAUUUCUUUACCUUUCUUAAAAGAACCAAAUUAACUCCCCCAUCGAUCAGUCUACGGAAGAAAAGUGCUCCAAAAGCAGAGUUACAGAAGACAGUUUUGAUCGCGAUCCCUAAUUCUGUGGAAUUUCGCAACUACAAGUCGAACAAAGUGUACAAGAAAGCCAUCACACUACGAAAUGUCAGUACGUCUCUAGCCAGAUUUCAAUUGGCAGUUAGACCUGAUUAUUCACGAUUCACCGUCAUGAUUGAAUAUAAAGGACAAAGAGGAGGUAUUUUUCCAGGAAUGCAUGUGAGAUUGGUUAUUUCUUUUCGCUCUGAUGUCUUGGACGAAUUUGAUGAACCGCUAGUGAUAAAUGUGCAACACGGACGUUCGGUGGUGAUUAAAUUACGCGGAUAUCGUGAUCCACCGAUAUUGAAAGUGAUUAAUAUUCCAUAUUUGCAAUGUCCGCAAAAAGAAUGGCACACAAUGACAAGAAAUGUAGAAUGGAUCACAGAACUUCCGUUUGAACGAACAAAUUCUCACGAAGAAUCUGAUGAUUCACCUACCGAUAGAAGCAACAGCGCAUCGAGCACAUCCACAGAGGAAGUCUUGAAUUGUAAGAAAUUAAAGACCUUUGAUUGUGGAGAAUGUCUUGUGGGUGAACAAGUUACUUUAUCCUUGAUGGUUAAAAACAUCGGCGGCGAGGGAAGAUUCUUCAUCAUGAGCGAAAUCGAUUGGUUUUCGAUGCAUAUCGAGGAUGUUACUACUAAUAAUAUGCUGAUUUUGCCAUCUUUUGCUAUGUGGCCUGCAUAUUUUACACUCAAAUCUCAAGAAUAUAUGUAUCUGUAUAUCUACUUCUCUCCUGACACUCACGGAAUGCAUAUGGAACCAAUAUAUGCGAUUUGCGACAAUUGUUCUGUGAUAGCAACAGAGAUCGUCGGAGAUGCAGUCACAUAUAAGCAGCAGUAGAACUAUGAGGUAUUUAUUCUGUCUUGUAUAUACGUUCAUGUUAAUAAUUCGCACUUUCUUUAAAAUUAAAAAGAAAACAAUUUUUUUCUAUCAAUUUUAAAUAAAA